Messenger RNA from Lethenteron reissneri (Far Eastern brook lamprey), 6040 nucleotides. It is a transcript of the gene ERCC8, whose product is annotated as ERCC excision repair 8, CSA ubiquitin ligase complex subunit. Gene Ontology annotation, molecular function: protein binding. NCBI's taxonomy places the organism in Eukaryota, Metazoa, Chordata, Hyperoartia, Petromyzontiformes, Petromyzontidae. The record is from RefSeq and is a predicted model, not a curated record. Gene Ontology annotation, biological process: transcription-coupled nucleotide-excision repair; proteasome-mediated ubiquitin-dependent protein catabolic process; protein polyubiquitination. Gene Ontology annotation, cellular component: Cul4A-RING E3 ubiquitin ligase complex; nucleotide-excision repair complex.
AUUUAAUCGAUUGCAUGGAGGUUGGUCGGUCGGCGAUGCCGAGCCGCCUCAUUCAUGGGCCGGGGCCUACGCGACCUGAGCCUCGGUGCGGCCUGAGCGGGGGGAGAAGCCUGAAGUAGGCCGAAGUAGCGCGAUAUCGUUACCACUGUCUUUAUUAUUACCACUGCUGCGACAACAACAGUGGCCUUGUUAUUAUAGUUGCCUUGAUGCUAUGAGUCAUGUUGGGUCUCCUGUCGUCGCGGCGCAACGGAGCGGACGAGCCGCCCAGGCUGCGCGUCGCCGAGUCCACGCGAAGGGUGUUCAACCUGGAGCUGAGCAGUGAGCGGGAUGUAGAGUGCGUGCACAGCAGUGGCGUCAAUGUCCUCGACAUCGACCAAGCAGAAAAUAAGUAUAUGCUCUCUGGAGGAGCUGAUGGAGUGAUUGCCAUCUACAACCUGGAGAAUGUCUCCCAGAAACCUCAGUACACAUGCAAGGCCAUCUGCACAGUGGGCAGGUCCCAUGCACAUGUGCACCAGUACAGUGUGGAGACGGUGCAGUGGUACACCCACGACACAGGAAUGUUUCUGUCAAGCUCCUUUGACAAGACACUCAAGGCAUGGGACACCAAUGCUCUGGAGCCGGCAGAAAUUUACACAUUUUCGGAAAAGGUUUAUUGUCACCAUAUGUCUCCAAUUGCAACGCAGCACUCCCUAAUUGCAGUUGGAACCAGUGGCAGCAAAGUGCAGCUGUGUGACCUGAGAACGGGCUCGAGCACUCACAUCCUGAACGGCCACCGGAACGCGGUGCUCGCAGCUCGCUGGUCGACGCGGCACGAGUUUGUCCUGGCUACUGGAAGUCGUGAUAACAGUGCGAAGUUGUGGGACGUAAGGAAGGCCACUGGCUGUUUGCUCACCCUGGAUCAGCACAAGGGUGAGGCCUGGGGAGGCUCCAAGUCCUCGAGCAGCAGAGACCGCAGCGGAACACAGACAUCACACGGCGGACACGUCAACGGGCUCUGCUUCACCAAGGAUGGGCUCCACCUCCUCACCCUGGGCACGGACGACCGCCUCAAGCUCUGGAGGACCGACACGGGCACAAACCUUCUGGUGAACUACGGCCGGGUCAGCAACGGUUCCCGCAAAGGGGUGAAGUUCGCCGUGUCGGCAGACUGCUCGCCAGACCUCGUGUUUAUUCCGAUGGGCAGUCAUGUAACUGCGUUUGAGAUCUACUCCGGGCGGGCACACACCCAGCUCAGUGGCCACUACAACAAGGUCAACUGCUGUGAAUAUUAUUCAGACUUCCAGGAGCUGUAUAGUGGCGGUAAUGACAGUAACAUCCUGGUCUGGGUGCCCAACAUGGGCAGGACUCAACCGGAGGAGGAAGAAACAGACAAGAAGUCUGGAAGCAAGCAGCGCAGUGGCUUCCAGGAUUCCUGGAGCAAUAGCGAUGAAGAUUAAGUUGGACGGGGACCACCAGCUGAUGAUGACGAUGAUGACAACGCAUGUAUACGUAUUUUUACUGCAUCAUUUUUUCUCUGCGUCCAGUUGUACAAUUUUUUUUUUAAUGUAAUAAGAUAACGGUGGGUUUACACUUUUAUACCAUGUGCCGAUGGAGUCGAAUAAUGGCGUCUUAUCAUAGCACAUUAAAAAGUGUGAUAACUUUUUUGCUUUAAUUAAGACGUGAGUGACUUAUACUGGGAGUGUUUUUUUCUUGUUCUCGUUAUUGUCCAAGUGGGUGUAGGUGCAAUGUCUUGAUCUGAAAGCUGCCUUAAUGGGUAGAGUUUAACUGGUUCCGGUUUAUUGAGCAGCAGAGCACGAAGCCAGCAGAAACUUAGUCCAUAUCCUUUAGUAUUUACGUGUUAUGUGAAGGAGUACAGAGUAGCUUGUUACAUAUUGAUCCACACAAGUUUGACAGUAGCUUCCUGUUCGUUGAGUAGCAAAGCCAAUAGGACUGGGGUGGGGUCAUACAAUUUCGCUAUUACACUGUUGUCCUUUCCCCGUAAUUCCGAUUAACACGGUUGGCUACGUACAGUGCGACCAACAUACACACGUACAUACCUCAGCUGGGGUCUUCAAUGAUGGCUUGGCUAUGCAGACAGGUGCACAUCUAUGUUAAAACACGAUCAUUGCCAACUCGACGUGUCACAUUUAUUGUAAUGUGGAUUUAUUUAACAAUACCAGUGGGUGAGUAUGGACGUAAUGAUGCAGCAGUUCAUAAAUAUAUAUUUCAGCUCAAUACAUUAAUUUGAUUCACAUGUUUUAAUGUAAGUGGUUCACAGGACCCCUCACACUUUUAAGAGGGCAAUAUAAUUCACAGUUUAAAGAUGCUGUUUUCUUGAAUCAAAUUCUGAUCCUACUGAAUGGUUACGUUUUUAUUGCAAGGGGUGGGUAUGAACUAUAUUACCUGUCGAUCAUAAUGAUGAUUGUAUAACUCUGGCUCCCUUAUCCUCACGCAGUGACUGUACUGCAAUGGGAACACCGGGGGGGCGGAUGGACACAUUUUUAACGUCACCUCACAAGUAACUUUCACGGAAUGUGAUGCUUCAAUUUCAACCAACGUGAACGUUGACGGUGCAAGGUGGUGGAACCGGGAUUGGUGACAUUUCACUUGGCACUCGGUACCUCUUAGGGCAGCGGUCGGGAACCUAUGGCUCGCGAGUCAUAUAUGGCUCUUCCGGUGACGGCAUAUGGCUCCCAGACAAUUUUGAGUUGAAAAAAAUAAAAAUAAAAAAAAUCAGUUUGGAACUGAUUUUAAAAUACUUGUGAUAUUGCUUAAUAAUAUUUGUGUCAUUUAAAAGUAAACAGAAAUUAGUUUUGAAGAUAAAUUUCACGGGUCACGCCUGCACGAAGCUCAACCUCACCACGUACGAACCAGACUACAAGGCCAACAGCAAAACCAUGCAGCACCAGAAGUCGCAUUAAAAGUAAGACAUAUUUAAUUUAUUAUACGUUAAAAAUACUAUAUGGCUCUCAAUGAAAUAUAUUUAGAAAUAUUUGGCUUUUAUGGCUCUCCCAGUCAAAAAGGUUCCCGACCCCUGUCUUAGGGGCAGCAAACCGAGGAAUCGCCCCUCCAACCCUUCAUUCACAUCCAGGUCCCUUCACACACCAUGUGAUGUUUAGCCGGUGCUGCUGCUGCUUCUACUAAAUGUGGCGAUCAUCAACCCAACCCUCUCGUUAAUGUGAUUCAACGUUUGGAGGCCAUAUUUCCCUAUUUAACUACCACAUCGGCGCCAUUCAGAAGCGAGAUCCUGCCAUGGGAUAUUUCGCACAUGUUGAAUUUGUUCAGAAAGUAUGAGAUACGUGGUAUUUUUUUAUCCUUUGGAUAUCGAUCUCUUAUAAAGGGUGGAUAAUAUAUUUAAGCACCAGUCCCUCGCACACAACUAGUUCUCCAGCUUGUCAAGUGUACAUAGUUCAUAGCAGGAUACGUCGAUCACUGGCCUGAGUCACACCUUGUGCCAAUUUAAUAUUUAGAAAUGGACCUCAAGCAAAAACUGGCAAGUUGUGGAGGACGGUGUGAAUGUGAUGAGGCCAACAUUCGUCGGAUGUGCUGCUCAUUUGUGAGCUGGUUUGUUUCACUUUUAUAUUUAUCACCACCAUUCCUCAGUUUAAAAAUUGUAAUAAGUUAUCCCAUUGGCCGUUAAAGCACAUGACAUUUCACCAAUCCUGUGCUAUCCCCAUGUAAAUGAAAUCUCAGAGUGUCACACUGAACGUUCUUUCUUCAGCUGAGGGUGGGUGAUGGCAAGUCAUGAGAUGCUGGUUAGAUAUGUAUUCAGCCCCCCCACUGCUAGACGUGAUCACCAACAGCUUCCCUUUCAGUGGUGAUGUGCUGUCUCUAAUGUGCCCUUGCAGGCACUUGGUAUCGACAUUAUCACAAGGGACCAUCUGUUUAACACGUAGGCUUUCGCGACCAAUGUUAUUCAUAAUCAACGUUUUUGGGUUUAGAUCGCGUUUAUUUAUAAAUGUGUCGUAACCCUCCACCACCCGACACGGCCAAUCAGUAAAAAUGUGUCACGUUGACAAAGACAAAUAGUUCACUGCUUUAGCCCACCGGUGUGUUGAAGCCACAACAUUUACAAUUUGAGUACGACGUUUCGCUGGUAAUUGCAACCAGCAUCAUCGGGCAAUUCGCCAGAAUGGUGAGGCUCUGCUGUGUCUCCCGUUCUUAUAUAGAGCAGCAGCAGCGUGACGUCAUCAUUAACUCAUUAACUCAUCAGGUGCAAAGAUUCAAGGGGGGAGUGAUUGUAAUUAUAUACUAGAUUAGUAAUCAGGCUAUUGUUACGAUAUGAGAUUAGUCGAUUAGUAAUCAUGUGGAAUGUGUUUUAUUGUGGUUAUGCUACAUUAGUAAUCAGUUAGUGGUUGUUUCCCUUAUAAGUAAUUGUAAUGUAUCUUAUUUAAUAAUACGCUUCCAGGCCGCACUAAGCCUGUAGCUGUCUGAGCGAUUAAAGUUAUUUCUGUUUCUCUCAAUUUCAAUCGAUUCUCUAAUUAGUCUUUGCCAGUAGUAACUAGUUUUACACAACACUUCCACGUUGUCAAAAUCAAUUGAGUGUCCCUGUUGGCAUGCAUGUUCUGCUACUGCCGACAGUUGUGUUUGUGAUAGUUUAAUAUUUCUCUGGUGUUUUAGUCUUACACUAACGUUACGCCCUGUCUGUCCAAUAUAGCAUCUGCCACAUACACAAUUAAUCCGAUAUACACCUUCUGUUGAUAAUUUAGGUAAUUCGUCUUUAGUGCACGUUACUAGUUGUUGAAUUUUGUGUACUGUACCAAAUCUUACUGUAAUGUUUUGCUUUUGCAAAACACGGGCUAAUUUAUCAGUUACUCCUGAGAUAAAUGGUAUUUUUAUUGUUUUAAUAAUCUGAUCGCUUUCAGCAGUGUUGCUUUGCGAUCGUGAUUUGGCUUUUAGUGCUCUGUUAAUUUGAGCAUUAUUGUAGCCAUUCUGUCUUAGUGCUUCUUUAACAUGUUUAAUCUCUCUCACUAGACUUUCACCAUCUGACACUGUUUUAGCCCGAUGUAUGAGCGUCUUGAUAAGAGAGGAUUUCUGAGCUGGGUGAUGAUGCGAAUCUGCAUUCAGAUAGGCAUCAGUGUGCGUUGGCUUUCUGUAAACGCUGUGUGUUAUUUUACCGUUUGGGCCAUGCCCAAGUAAAAUAUCCAGGAACGGGAGUGUGUUAUUCACCUCCAUUUCCAUGGUGAACUGAAUGGCCGGGUUUUGUGCAUUGAGAUGAUUUAGAAAAUCGUUAAGUGUAUCUUUACCAUGUGGCCAGACAACCAAAGUGUCAUCCACAUAUCUAAACCAAAAGGAUGGUUUUAAUGUGCUCGAGGCAAGUGCUCUGGUUUCAAAGUUUUCCAUGUACAAAUUUGCUAUAGCAGGAGAUAAAGGAGAGCCCAUUGCUGCUCCCUCCCUUUGUUUAAAGAAUUCGCCUCUCCAUAAGAAGUAAGUGUUAUUUAAACAAUGGUCUGCGAGUUUCGGAAUAUCUUUUGGUAAACCUGUAUUCUUUACCAGUGUAUCAAGUAAUUUAAGCGACUCGCUCACUGGAACCUUAGUGAAUAGCGAAAUCACGUCAAAACUCACCAAAAUAUCAUUUUGGUGAGUUUUGACGUGUCAGUACAAUUGGCUCUGCCACCUAUAAAUUAGCAAAAUAUGUAACUAAACAAAUUCAGCCUUACAUCGGUAGGACAUCAUCAUUCAUAAGAAAUUCAGAACAUCUUGUGAAUAUGAUCAAAGAUAUUAAACUUAACCCUAAUGAUAUUUUGAUGAUGCUGGUUGCAAUUACCAGCGAAACGUCGUACUCAAAUUGUAAAUGUUGUGGCUUCAACACACCGGUGGGCUAAAGCAGUGAACUAUUUGUCUUUGUCAACGUGACACAUUUUUACUGAUUGGCCGUGUCGGGUGGUGGAGGGUUACGACACAUUUAUAAAUAAACGCGAUCUAAACCCAAAAACGUUGAUUAUGAAGGGACCAUCUGUGAACUUUACUGAGCACAAGUUUGGGAGCUGCAGUCAUUACCAGAACAUGCAGUCUGUAUCAAUGGUUUUCAAUGUUCGUUUAUUAAAGGACUCUUCCACUG